Venturia canescens is the source of this 2634-nucleotide messenger RNA. It is a transcript of the gene org-1, whose product is annotated as optomotor-blind-related-gene-1. The coding region runs from base 999 to 2279 and encodes 426 amino acids. Gene Ontology annotation, molecular function: RNA polymerase II cis-regulatory region sequence-specific DNA binding; DNA-binding transcription factor activity, RNA polymerase II-specific. The transcript is spliced from 4 exons. Gene Ontology annotation, biological process: regulation of transcription by RNA polymerase II; positive regulation of DNA-templated transcription; cell fate specification. The record is from RefSeq and is a predicted model, not a curated record. Gene Ontology annotation, cellular component: nucleus. NCBI's taxonomy places the organism in Eukaryota, Metazoa, Arthropoda, Insecta, Hymenoptera, Ichneumonidae.
CUGUCCGUCGGUACGUCGUCGUCCACCUCCUCGUUGUUCCAUCGUCUCCUUCCUCCUCGUCGUUGUUUCUUGCACCCUUGUCGAGACGGCUCGAUUAAAGCCCUCCGUCACGGCGCACUUGCCUCGGCGAUAUCGAAACAAAGUUUUCCUCUUUUCAUUGAAACUUGACCUUGCCAAUUCCGUCGACGUAUCCCGAUCGAGGUGACAACAUCUCCCGUUAUCGCUUCGCUUUCCCCUCGCCGUACACCAUCCACCGAAAUUCACCGAGGGAGAAAUAUUGCAGAGAUGAUGUACAAACUCGACGGGCGCUUGGACAAAUUGCACUUGACGGGAGACCCCAACGACCGCGGCCGUUGCAUUCUUCCAUCCUUCUCUCCGAUCGACUCUUUCACUCGCGUUCAUUGAGACCCCAUUGUCCUACGACUUUGACCCCAAAAAUAAUAUUCUCCCUCGAUUUUUCGCCGACGAUACGCUGCGAGGAUUACGCGUUACCAGUGCCAGUGACACGGACAUUCGUCAUUUUUACGAUUUUCGUGCGGUGCAUCGAUAAAAACGAAACGAGUUUUCAUUCCCGGCGUCUUAUGCGAGUAUCCUUCCGGUGUCUGCUCGGCGCUUCUCAGUGACAAACGUGAACGCGAGCGACGAGAAAAACUCACUGGAAAUCGCUUUUGUUGAAUCUCCUUCUUCGUUUUAAUAUUUUUUCGCUUCCGGCAGAACUGCCCUCGAAGUUAUUGCUGCGAGUUGAGUGCGCGGUCGUGAGCGUUGAGAAGAAAAGUGUCCUCGAAACGAAUACGUAGGAGCACGCACCGAGGAUGAAUACUUUUGCGGGGAGUGUCCGAGGCGCUGAGAAAAAAAGUGACGAGGUCCGCGAUGCUUUCGCCCACGCCAAAGUAGCUUGAACGCUUCCAGGAGAAACGAGCGUUCGGUAAAGCAACUCUUUGGACGAAUUUUUCGUUUUGAAUGCAUCGGCUCGAUCGCCACUUAUUUUUCGAAACAAAAUGAUGCAACAGCACGAUCCGAGACACGAUUUACCGACGGACUGCUGCUACCAGCAAUGGCCGUCGCACCACCAUCACCAACAACACCUUCAUGGCAACCAUCCACACGAUCAUCAGCAACAACCGCACCAAGUGCCUGCUCUACCUUCGCCGAUGCAACAAAUGGAAGCAUGUCUACAGAGCGCUGGGCGAGCAAAGCGUUCGCGAAGUCCGAGUCUGGUGCCGGACACGUCUCUCUCGCCGCGAGUGUCUUCAGCGAUUUCGUCGUCGUCCUCCUCGAUCGACACGCGAAACGAUAGCAACAAUAAUCAUCGUCGUCCCGAGGAUGGCACGAGCUCGUCGUCCCCCGAGGAAAACAAUCCGAAACGACCGCUCCACCCCGCUCUCGUUGGUGCUGGCGCUGCACUCGAGGCGAAACCUCUUUGGGAAGAAUUUCAUCAGCUCGGGACAGAAAUGAUCGUCACGAAAGCGGGUCGCAGGAUGUUCCCUACGUUUCAGUGUCGACUAUUCGGAUUGGAUCCAAACACAGACUAUCUUUUGGUCAUGGAUUUCGUGCCAUGUGACGACAAGCGAUACAGAUACGCUUUCCACAGCAGCGCAUGGGUGGUCGCAGGACGAGCAGACCCGGUGUCACCGCCUCGAAUACACGUGCACCCUGACAGUCCAGCGAGCGGUGCUCACUGGAUGAAACAGCCGGUCUCGUUCGACAAACUCAAACUGACCAAUAAUCAGCUCGAUGACAAUGGGCACAUCAUACUAAAUUCGAUGCACAGGUAUCAGCCGCGCUGUCACGUAGUGGUGGCGCCAUCGCCUCCAGGUUCUGCUCCCGAUCCACGUACGGAAAAUUUCAAAACGUUUUUUUUCACCGAGACGAGAUUCACUGCGGUCACAGCUUACCAGAAUCAUCGCAUAACGCAACUGAAGAUCGCGAGCAAUCCAUUCGCGAAAGGUUUUCGCGACUGCGAGCCCGACGAUUGCGAAACUCCGAGUUCAUCCGUCACCCACAAUCCGGCCAAGAGGCCUGCGACCGGAAGCAACAAUCCGGUCGUCAGCAUCAACAAUUAUGUCAAUCCCAUCGGCGUCUCAAGCGCCACAGGAAUAUCCAGCAUCUCUUCAAGUUUGCCAAACCCUCCGCAGGAACAACAUCAUCAUCAUCGUUUUUACGACGGAAAUUCAGGCCCCUGGUCUUACCCCGGACACCAUCAGACUAGUCAUCCUAAUCCUGGACAUUAUCAAGUUCAUCACGCACAUCCAGGAGCUCCCCUCUACGGACCACGGUAGUUUCCACAUAAUUCUGCGACAAAAAGGAAACGAAAUUCAAAUUGAUACACAUUUUCAUCGCCGCAUCAACUUAUUUUACUGUUUUACCUCGAUUUAUGAGGGUUUGAAUGAUUCUAUUUUAUUCUCAAUCAUUCGCAUGUACGAAUGAUCGUAAACCACAUCAUCGAAUGUUGUUGUGACGGGGCAUCAAUAUUAUUGCAAAUGAGGCUUAUCGAGCAUAAAUUAAUCGGUGGGAACUCGAAUAUUCGUUAAACGUGUCGUAGUUCUUUGCAAAUGACGCUGAGGUUUCCAACGUUCGAGUCCAACGAAGUGAUGUGAAAAAACUCUCAAAUAAUUCCAGUAAAUCUCCAAUUUU